AUGCGGAAGGACAAUUCUCAACCUAAACAAGAAGAACAGUCUGACCAAGAAGACCAAGAGCCCAUAACCCAAAAACCUAUUUAUGAAGCAUCUUCGGAUACAAGUUCUGAAGAAGAAAAUAAUCAAGAACAGUCUGAAGAUGGUGAAGAAAUAGAAGAAAUCGCUAAUUUAUUCAAAAAAAGAACCAGAAGAAGGCGCCACUUUGAAGAUAACGAAGAAGAUGAAAAUUUAGUUGACUCAAUCCUAAAAGAAAUGGACAAAGCAGCAGACGAUGAUAUAGACGCCAAUAGAAAUGAUCUCCCAGCCUUAAACAAGCUUAAAAUCCUUGAUAAAGUCACCAAAUUCCUCAUUGUCAGCAAAUAUCAUGAUCUAUUCUUAGAAAUGAACGGGACUUUUAUACUAGGAAAAUGGCUCGCACAAAUGCCAGAUGGCUCAUUUCCUUCAACGCCUUUAAAAUUAGGCCUCCUCCAAGCUAUCCAAGAUCUUCCAAUCUCCACAAAAAAUCUGCAGGAAAGCGACUUAGGAAAAAGCGUUAUGGCGAUUUACCGAAAUCCUAAUGAAACGGUUAAUGUUAAAAGAAUCGCUAAACUCCUGAUUGAUAAAUGAAGCCGAAUUAUUUAUGAAAUUGAAACUAAUUAUACGAUUCUCAACCAAGCUGAAGAAAAUGAAGACCCUGAAGUCCCCAGAACUGAGCACCCCAAGCCAAAUUUGAACAAAAUUUUAUACAGUCAAGAAAAUAACACACCAUUUGCGAGAAUUCCAGAAAAAAAUUUAUUUGAUUUCAAGUAUAGACCGACUAAAUCGUCUGAGGAUCAUUCGUUGAUGCCUGAUAGGAAUAGUGAGGCUAUUAAUAGAUUAAAAAAGAAGCUGCAGAUAAGAAAGAAAAGGGUCAAAAGAGCGACUGGAGAAAUGAGCGUGGAUGGAAGAAAUCUUUAUUAA
This is a messenger RNA of Blepharisma stoltei, 939 nucleotides long. The record is from the annotation of a GenBank genome assembly. NCBI's taxonomy places the organism in Eukaryota, Ciliophora, Heterotrichea, Heterotrichida, Blepharismidae.